CCCGCUUCUUCAAAUUGAAACUGUUGUCGCUUCUUCUUCAUCUUCACCACUCUUGCAUUCUCUUCUUCACUUUGCAAAUCCCAUUCAGUUCAAAUUUCUAGGGUUUCGCUUCGAUUUUGUGAAUUGAUUUAGAGAGGUCGAAGAAUCGAGAAAGCUAUGUCCUUGCGACCGAGCACGAAGACAGAGAUCCGUCGAAUCCGUUACAAAGUCUCUGUAGAUGCGGAAGAAGGACGCAGAAGAAGAGAAGACUUUUUAGUCGAGAUUCGCAAGAGUAAACGCAACGAAAAUUUGAUGAAGAAACGUCGUGUAAAAGUUUUGCCUCCUGAUUACAAGUUGAUUUCCAACGACCCCUUUGAGAGUUUGUUGGAGAUAGCGAAUAUGAUCACUGGGGUUUUCUCGGAUGAUCCUUCAUUGCAGCUUGAGUACACAACUCGGUUCAGGGUGGUUCUAUCAUUCGAUAGAAGUCCACCUACUGAUAAUGUGAUAAAAUCUGGAGUUGUGCCACGUUUUGUAGAGUUUCUUAAGAAGGAUGAUAACCCUAAGCUUCAGUUUGAGGCUGCUUGGGCUUUAACAAACAUUGCUUCUGGCGCAUCUGAGCAUACCAAGGUAGUGAUUGAUCACGGUGUUGUGCCACUCUUUGUUCAGCUUCUUGCUUCCCCUGAUGAUGAUGUCCGUGAGCAGGCUAUAUGGGGACUGGGUAAUGUUGCUGGUGAUUCAAUACAGUGCCGUGACUUUGUUCUUAACUCUGGGGCAUUUAUUCCACUGUUGCAUCAGCUGAAUAACCAUGCUACAUUGUCGAUACUUAGAAAUGCGACUUGGACUUUAUCAAACUUCUUCCGUGGCAAGCCUUCACCACCCUUUGACCUGGUGAAACAUGUUCUCCCUGUACUUAAAAGACUUGUUUAUUCGGAUGAUGAACAAGUCUUGAUAGAUGCUUGCUGGGCGCUUUCGAAUCUGUCUGAUGCUUCAAAUGAAAAUAUCCAAAGUGUGAUCGAGGCGGGUGUUGUCCCAAGACUAGUUGAACUUCUCCAACACGCUUCUCCAGUUGUACUUGUUCCUGCACUUCGUUGCAUUGGGAAUAUAGUUUCUGGAAAUAGUCAGCAGACUCACUGUGUGAUCAAUUGUGGUGUUUUACCCGUUCUUGCUGACCUGCUUACUCAAAACCAUAUGAGAGGCAUAAGGAGGGAAGCUUGCUGGACGAUUUCAAACAUCACUGCCGGUUUAGAAGAACAAAUUCAGUCGGUUAUUGAUGCAAAUUUGAUUCCAUCGUUGGUCAAUCUGGCACAACAUGCUGAAUUUGACAUAAAGAAAGAAGCUAUAUGGGCAAUUUCAAAUGCUUCCGUGGGUGGUUCUCCUAAUCAAAUCAAAUACUUGGUGGAGCAGAAUUGCAUAAAAGCUUUAUGUGACAUCCUGGUUUGUCCAGAUCUAAGAAUCAUCUUAGUGUCUCUAGGUGGACUGGAAAUGAUUUUGAUUGCUGGAGAGGUGGACAAGAACCUAAGAGACGUGAACUGUUACUCUCAAAUGAUUGAAGAUGCAGAAGGGCUAGAAAAGAUUGAGAACUUGCAGCACCAUGGCAACAAUGAGAUCUACGAGAAGGCUGUGAAGAUUCUGCAAACAUACGGGCUUGUAGAGGAAGAUGGAAGGUUAGUUGAAGAGGAAGAUGAAGGUGGUGAUGGUUGUUCUCAUCCGGAAUUCCAGUUUGAUUUUUCUCGUUAAGAUCCCACAUAAUCUGAUAUUAGAUUUUGAUGUAAAGAAAUAGCUGUCAUAUUGAACCAAAAGCAUGCAC
Molecule: messenger RNA, 1786 nt
Organism: Arabidopsis thaliana (thale cress)
Lineage: Eukaryota; Viridiplantae; Streptophyta; Magnoliopsida; Brassicales; Brassicaceae
Gene: IMPA-5
Product: importin alpha isoform 5
Exons: 10
Coding region: 157-1716 (519 amino acids)
Biological process (GO): protein import into nucleus
Cellular component (GO): cytoplasm; nuclear envelope
Molecular function (GO): nuclear import signal receptor activity
Source: RefSeq, marked reviewed